AAUAUGGUCUAAUGUUUGGAUAAUAAUUCUCAUGCAGAUUUGACCAGGCUGUCGAAUAAAUAAAGUGGGUUAAAACUGAAGGAGGUGCACAUCGUCAAAGGGGAGGGUAAGUCGAGUUGCGGUUCCUCCACAGCGAGAGAGCGAGCGUGAAGCAAAUUCUCACGGAAGAGUUUCCCAAACUUCUUUCAGUCUCCGGCAAUAAUAUGGACAGACUUGAAUGGAAACAUGCAUAUCCGGCUCCACUUCAUUUAUGGCACAGAAGAUGACACAGUUGUUUCUGAAAUGACAGCUCGUUAGUUCUUUCCAUAAGUGAAAUCAACAUGGGAAAACUGCAAUCGAAACCUGCCUGUAAACGGAGAGAGAAUCCAGAGGGAGAUGUUUUCAAGGAGGCUGACUGUACUGGUGAAGUGGACAGAAACAAGCAGAAUAUGUUGAGCCUGAUGCAAACGAUCUGUGAGGUGGUUGAGGCAUCAGUCAAACAGCUGGUGCUUAGCAAUGCCACAACCCUGCAUGUGAAGCUGAGUGUCACUUCAUUAACCGGCAGAAAAGGCAACAGAAAAGAUCGGGAUGCUGGAAUGUCUCAAAAUGAGCGGGGUCAAAUGGAGGAUGUAGUACGGUGUGCAGAGAGCCUUCAUUCUCAGAUCAGACAACUGAACUCGGAUCACUUGGGUGUUUCAGAGAGGAAGCAUUACUCCGUAGAUGAAAACACAGAACGUAGGAAUCACUAUCUGGAUCUGGCUGGAAUUGAGAACUAUACUUCUCAAUUUGAAGCUCCAGAAACAUGUGCUGAGGAGCAGCCUCAGGAUGGCUCUUCCUGUAACCAUCAUCGUCGCUCUCAACCAGAGACCUGCAGCCCUGUGGAGUCAUCUGGAAAAUCCAUUCCUUUCCUCAGGUCACUCCGCAACCACAGCAAGUCUGUCCGUUAUAGUGGAGCCUCAACCAAACCCAGCAAGCUCCAUGGGCAUCACCCUAUGACCUGGUGCCAUCCAUCCCAACAGCAGCAACAGCAACCUCUGCUGUACAGCUCCAGCAAACGCACCCGUGCCCGAGCAAGAGCCCAGAAGUAACCAUGACAGAGAAUUACAGCCCGGGCCAGCUGUUCCUCCUGGGGGUUUUAUGCCUGUUCCUCAAAGACAUGAACACCAUCAUCAUCAUGAGCACCACCAUCACCACCAUUACCACCCUGAUUAAGAGUUCUGAAAAACUCCUGAAUGACUGACCGAGUAGCAAACUCUCAUAAGCAGUGUUAUUAUUAUUAUUUUUUUGUAAAAACAAACAUGCAGGUGGUUCAUCUGCCAAACAUACAAAGCUGGAUUAUUUCAGCAAUAAAAGGGGCUGAACCACUUUUUUCAAUGAUAUGAGAACUGCAC
This is a messenger RNA of Sinocyclocheilus rhinocerous, 1370 nucleotides long. RefSeq names its product protein naked cuticle homolog 2-like. Gene Ontology annotation, cellular component: cytoplasm. Bases 321 to 1067 code for a protein of 248 amino acids. The transcript is spliced from 7 exons. NCBI's taxonomy places the organism in Eukaryota, Metazoa, Chordata, Actinopteri, Cypriniformes, Cyprinidae. The record is from RefSeq and is a predicted model, not a curated record. Gene Ontology annotation, biological process: negative regulation of Wnt signaling pathway.